UGUUUCGAAAGAUACUCAAAAUGGUAAUAGAAUUUUACUAUCACCCUCUAAGCCCACCAUCACAUGUAGUAUGGAUGUUACUAAAGGAACUCGACAUUCCACACAAGGCAAAUUUAGUUGAUCUUUUGACCGAGGACAAUAAAAAAGAAGCUUAUACAGCCAUAAACAAGUAUAAAGUUGUUCCUGCAAUAAUAGAUGGAGAUUUGACUUUAUCGGAGAGCCGUGCAAUUGCAAUAUAUCUUUGUGCCAAAUAUGAACCGAAAGACAAAGCGGAUAAACUAUAUCCUUGCUCAGGAGUGGCCGAGAUUGCAAAUUUCAACAGAUUAAUGUUCAGAGACAUCGACAACUAUCAGACUCUGUUAAAGUACUUGAAUGACGAUGAAAUAUGUGCUGGAACUGCCAGUGGCCCGAAAGAAAAUCUCUUGCCGAAAGCAACCGCAGUUCUGGAAGAAGUCGAAAAGCUGUUAUCAGGAAAGCAAUAUGUAUUCGGCAAUCAUCUUACACUUCUUGACUUUUUCGUUCGUACUACGGUGAGUUGCAUGGAUAUCAUAGAUACAGACUGGAAGAAAUAUCCGGCUAUUGCUAAAUGGAAAAGCAACCUGGUGAAAUUACCUUAUUUCGAAGAAUGUCACGCAAAGGGUGUAAAAGAGUUCGUAGAAUUGUACAAGGAAUAUUGUGCAAAAGCAGCCAGCAAUCUACAAAAAAAGUGAAAACGUCAACACAUUCUUUGCCAAUUAUGUCAAAUUUUCUGAAUAAUGAAAUAAUUGCAAACACUAUAUUAUCGUACAUUGAAAUAAAUUAAACUAUAUUGACAUUCAGUAAAAAUAUUUGUGUAUAUGGAGGCUAUCAUAUAUUUCAGUUGAGGUUUUGGCUGGUGUAAAUACGACAACACUAUGGUUAAGAAUUUUCCA
Molecule: messenger RNA, 911 nt
Organism: Styela clava
Lineage: Eukaryota; Metazoa; Chordata; Ascidiacea; Stolidobranchia; Styelidae
Source: RefSeq, a predicted model, not a curated record